Pomacea canaliculata is the source of this 3764-nucleotide messenger RNA. Its product is annotated as C-1-tetrahydrofolate synthase, cytoplasmic-like. Bases 217 to 3021 code for a protein of 934 amino acids. Gene Ontology annotation, molecular function: ATP binding; methenyltetrahydrofolate cyclohydrolase activity; formate-tetrahydrofolate ligase activity. The transcript is spliced from 25 exons. NCBI's taxonomy places the organism in Eukaryota, Metazoa, Mollusca, Gastropoda, Architaenioglossa, Ampullariidae. Gene Ontology annotation, cellular component: cytosol. Gene Ontology annotation, biological process: tetrahydrofolate interconversion. The record is from RefSeq and is a predicted model, not a curated record.
CACCGGGUACUCCAGUUCCCUUUCAACCAUACCACUUCAUCAUCCCUUUAUUCUUUUGACAUUGCAAAGACACUGCUAGGUAGAAGUCUUUACCAACUACGUAAAGCAACUAAUCCCCCUGUCCUCCCCUUGGUUAGUUACUCCCCUUGGUUUCCCACCGGAUUUCGCGCUCGUCUGCUACACGCGGUGGCGAGGGCUGACCACGCGGUAAUAACGAUGGCACAAAUCCUUGAUGGGAAAGCUGUUGCAAGUGACAUCCAAAACAAUCUGAAAGAGGAAAUUAAAAGACUGUCAGACCAGUUCCCAGAGUUUAUUGCUGGCCUAGCAAUUUUACAGGUUGGAGAUAGAAGUGACUCCAAUGUAUACAUAAAUGCAAAGCUGAAGGCAUCAAGAGAAGUAGGAAUAACAGCACAGCAUAUCAAACUGCCACGCUCAUCAGCCCAGAGUGAGAUUAUUGAGGCAGUGCAGCGGUUGAAUGAAGAUCCAAAUGUUCAUGGGAUCAUUGUUCAGCUGCCUUUGGAUACAGAUAGUGUUGUAGACACACACUUGGUAACAAACACCAUUUCACCUGAUAAAGAUGUUGAUGGACUUCACCAGAGCAAUGCUGGUCAGUUGGCAAGGGGUGAUCUGGGCAGCUGCAUUGUGCCAUGCACUCCUCGUGGUUGUCUGGAACUUAUUCUUCGGACAGGAACAGAGAUCCAGGGAAAGCGAGCUGUGGUACUGGGCCGGAGCAAGAUUGUUGGUGCACCAAUGUCCAACCUUUUGAUGUGGAAUCAUGCUACAGUGACCAUUUGCCACUCAAAAACUGUUGAUCUUAAAACUGAGGUUAGCCAAGGAGACAUAGUAGUCGUGGCAAUCGGUCAACCACAGUUGGUGAAAGGAGACUGGAUCAAACCUGGAGCAGUGGUGAUUGACUGUGGCAUCAACUCCAUUCCAGACAGUACAAAGAAAGCUGGCUACCGUCUAGUUGGAGAUGUGGAAUUUAAGAGUGCCAAGCUUGUGGCCUCCUGGAUUACACCUGUACCUGGUGGAGUGGGGCCUAUGACAGUGGCUAUGUUACUCAAGAAUACUGUAGACCAGGCCAGGCUGGCUUUCCAGAAGGCUGGGGGUGUAACUCAGUGGUGUUUGCAACUGCUGCCCCUCUCUUUGAAAACACCUGUACCCAGUGAUCUGGAUAUCGCCCAGUCUCAGGUGCCCAAAGACAUUGAUGUACUAGCACGAGAGAUAAAUCUUCUGUCUGAAGAGGUUGAUCUUUAUGGCAAGAAGAAGGCUAAAGUUUCUUUGAAGGUUCUAGAUCGGCUGGCUGGCCAAAAAGAUGGAAAGUACAUUGUUGUCACUGGCAUUACUCCAACUCCCCUUGGAGAGGGCAAAAGUACUACCACAGUGGGUCUGGCCCAGGCUCUAGGGUCACAGCUGAAAAAGAAUGUGUUUGCCUGUGUGAGACAACCUUCACAAGGUCCCACAUUUGGCAUAAAGGGUGGGGCUGCAGGAGGAGGAUAUUCGCAGGUGAUUCCCAUGGAAGAGUUUAAUCUGCACUUGACAGGUGACAUUCAUGCAAUCACUGCUGCCAACAACCUUUUAGCUGCAGCCAUUGAUGCACGCAUUUUCCACGAGGCCACGCAGUCAGAUGAAGCCCUUUACAAGCGACUUGUCCCUUCUAAAGAUGGCAAACGAGAGUUUUGUAAAAUCCAGCUUGGACGAUUGCAGAGACUGGGCAUUACAAAAACAAGCCCAAAGGAACUGACUGCUGAGGAAGUGAAGAAAUUUGUAAGGUUGGACAUAGAUAAGGAUACCAUCACAUGGCAGAGAGUGAUGGAUACAAAUGACAGAUUCCUGCGAAAAAUUACCAUUGGUCAAGGACCUGAGGAGAAGGGCAUGACCCGAGAGACACAGUUUGACAUUACAGUUGCUAGUGAGAUCAUGGCCAUCCUAGCAUUAACCACUGACCUUCGUGACAUGCGCCGCCGACUGGGAAUCAUGGUAGUGGCUAGCAGUAAAUCAGGUGAUCCCGUUACUGCUGAUGAUUUGGGCAUAGGUGGCGCUCUCACAGUUUUGAUGAAAGAUGCUAUUCGCCCUAAUCUUAUGCAGACACUAGAGGGUACUCCAGUCUUUGUCCAUGCUGGACCUUUUGCAAACAUCGCCCAUGGCAACUCUUCCAUACUGGCAGAUAAACUGGCUUUGAAGAUUGUUGGAGAAAAUGGUUUUGUGGUGACUGAAGCUGGCUUUGGCGCAGAUAUUGGCAUGGAAAAGUUUUUCAAUAUUAAAAGUCGUUACUCAGGCCUUACCCCAAAUGCUGCUGUGCUUGUGGCCACCAUAAGAGCACUUAAGAUGCAUGGAGGUGGGCCAACUGUUACAGCCGGCAUGCCACUUCCCAAGGAAUAUACUGAGGAGAAUGUGAAACUCGUGGAAGAAGGGUGCAGCAAUCUCAUGAAACAAAUUGAGAAUGCCAGGUUCUUUGGCGUACCUGUAGUUGUGGCAGUGAAUGCUUUUGCAACCGACACACCAGAUGAGCUGGAGGCUGUACUGAGGAUUGCACGGAGCAGUGGAGCCUUCGAUGCUGUCAUCUGCAAUCACUGGGCUAAAGGUGGUGCAGGUGCUGUGGAGCUGGCUGAAGCAGUCCAGCGUGCAGCUGAGCAGCCCAGCAACUUCCAGUUCCUUUAUGAUGUUAAGUUGCCCAUUGAGGAAAAAAUUGAAAUCAUUGCCAAGAAGAUCUAUGGUGCUGAUGGCAUUGAGCUCCAGCCGCUAGCCCAAGAGCAGAUAGCUCGUUAUAAGAGGCAGGGCUUCAAUGACUUGCCAAUCUGUAUGGCUAAGACACAUCUGUCACUGACACAUAUGCCAGAGAAGAAGGGAGCACCAAAGGGCUUUGUGCUUCCCAUCAGAGAAGUACGAGCCAGUAUUGGAGCAGGUUUCAUCUACCCUCUAGUAGGCAAGAUGAGCACGAUGCCAGGACUUCCCACACGGCCAUGUUUCUAUGACAUUGACAUUGACCCUGACACUGAAGAGAUUGUUGGCUUGUCAUAAUUGACCCCGACACUGAAGAAAUUGUUGGCUUGUCAUAAGUGUCUGUGGUUUUGUUUGAUCUUUUUAUGAAAAGACUUUAAAAACUUUGUCACACAUCAGAGGCCUCUGUAAUUUUAAAAAAACAACAAAACCUCACUUUUUUCAUAAGGCAUUCUUGGCAGGUUUCACAAUUUGUGUGAGGGGAUUGACAACUUUUGAUGCAUUUAUAAAUUUAAUCACUUUCAAAUGUUUCUUUUUUUAAGCCGUUUAAGCGGAAAGAAGAUACUUCUUGCUUAUUUGUUGGCAUUAGACAUUCUGUUUUCUGAAUACUUGAUUUUAUAUGUAAGGUGAUGUUCAUAAGUGUAAAGCAUGUUGAUGGGAAUGUAAAAGAGAUGCAUAAAAAAAUUUGAAAGGUUUUGGAAAAUCAUUGACCUUAUUAUGAUUAUGCUUUCUUGAUAUUGCAUUUAUAUUUUAUUAUCCAAGGUCUGUGGUUCAUUUUUGUUUGUGCUGAUUUUCAUUUCUCAGGAAGACUGUAAUCUGUAAGGAUUUAUUUUCAUAAGUGAAUUUUUAGUCAUGAAAUGGAGAUUUCAGGAUUUAGAAAAUGUGAAAUUAAACCUUUAACAAUAUUUGAAUGACUGAGCAACUGUUUCAUGAUUGUGAUACUUUUUGUCUUCUUUGGAAAUGUUAGAAGAAAGGGGUAUUUAUCUAGAAGCAGCAGUUCAUAAAUCAAAAAGAGGUUCUAAUAAAGUUUUAUCUUUGCUAAA